Cylindrotheca closterium is the source of this 1832-nucleotide messenger RNA. The record is from the annotation of a GenBank genome assembly. NCBI's taxonomy places the organism in Eukaryota, Bacillariophyta, Bacillariophyceae, Bacillariales, Bacillariaceae.
AGAGCAAUACAACAGUCACUACACUGAGGGAUUCUCCUGCUCUGGAUGAUGCCAUUGACUUCUUUGAAUCCCACCACUGUGUCAUGCCGACAGAUGGUUUGUAUGAAGUGCAUCCCCGACAAGCUUCGGAUCUUGAUUGGUUUGAGUGCAACAUGGCUGAGCUACUUGAUUUAGACCCCACCUAUGUGACACCAGUCAUACCUCCAGAGUUUGAAGUUUACGAGUCCCAUCGACGACCAUCUGUUCUCUUUGUCCCCGAGGCACCUAUCGACUUUGACAUUGAGUCUACUCCACUGCGAGACAAGAUCAUAGACUCUCCUCACAAGUCCUCAUACUCUGAACCCCGACGCAGCUCACGCCGCAAGACACGUUCUGAGGAUGGGAGAUGGAAUUCAAAGGACAAAACUGAACAACCAAGCCCGCCGCCACGUGACCCAAAUGCCUAUGAGUCGGUCCCUGUAGUGGAACCUGUCUACAAGAACCCGAGCUCAGCGGUAAAAUCGCGUGAACGUGACUGGGAACGCCUUCGCAAAUACUUUGCUUGGCUACCCAAGCUGGUUAUUCAGAAAACAUUCGACUGUACCACACAACUAGCACGAAUACCUAUGAGUGCACACCUACAGCGUCAUUACCGUUCUCCGUUUCCAGCCCUCAAUGUCAACCGACGUAGUGAAGGAGUUGCUACAGAUACUGUCUAUGCAGACACACCCGACAUUGAACAUGGUCAUGUAGCGGCACAAUUCUAUGUGGGGAUCUCCUCUCUUGUCAGUGACGUCUAUGGUGUCAAUACCGAUGCACAAUUCCUUCAGACACUCCAAGAUAAUGUACGAAAACGAGGAGCACCCAACAAACUUGUGAGCGAUCGUGCGCAGGCUGAGGUUUCCAAGGCAGUGAAGGACUACCUCCGAUGGCUCUGCAUUGAUGAUUGGCAGAGUGAACCACAUCGUCAGAACCAAAACCCGGCCGAACGAAGGUACCAAGACAUCAAGCGACUGGCCAACAGGAUUCUAGAUCGAACUGGAGCACCUCCAAGUCUUUGGCUUUUGGCACUUCGUUACGCUUCUUUUGUCUACAACCACACUGCUGUGCAGAGCUUAGGAUGGCUGACUCCCAUCCAAGUGCUCACUGGCAUUACUCCAGACAUAAGUGUUCUUCUCCGCUUUGCAUUUUUCGAGAAGGUAUACUAUAAAACGGAGGAACCCAGCUUCCCUUCUGAUUCGCCUGAAUCCAUUGGUUAUAUGGUAGGCAUCGCCGAGCAUGUUGGUCAUGCAAUGACAUACAAGAUCCUCAACCUGGAGACAAACAAAAUCCUGUUUCGGUCUGAGAUCCGCUCUGCAGCCUCACCCAAUGACCCCAACAAACGUCUUGAUCCAUCUGAUGGGGAGGAGUUGACAUCCCCCACAGUAAUCAAAUCCAAAUCCGACAAUGUCAAAUCUGUUGGACUUGUGCCAUACAUUCGCAACGUGUUCGACACUAGCGAACAAUUGGCCUUGCAGAACAACAACAGACCACUUACUUUUGACGAAUAUGCGUCACUCUUGGAGGCAGCAGCCCAAAACCAUGAUGAGGUCACCAAAGGAUCCAAGCCCAAGCCCAAUCCUAGGAAGGCAUAUGCUACUGAUGUUGUCACCACUGGUGAUCUUGAACCAGAUCCUUGCCCCCCCAUGUUUGACUUCAACAUUGACAUGGACCUUGGCGAUUACUAUGCUUACCGCACGUCUUUGUCAUCUGCUCGCAAGACCUUUCUACCUAACGAACUGUGGCAACAAUUAGAUGAUCAAGGUCGACGUGCCUGGCAUCAACUUCCUGAAGCUGUAUAUAUAUAUAUAUAA